AUGAAUCGGUUACAUUCAGUGUUGGUGUGUGUGGUGGUGAUUUUGGCGUUGGGCGUUGGCCAGUCCAAAGCUUUCUGCGGGCUGCGAUCCAGCGACAGCGACGAAAGAGGCAACGUAGACGAUUUCAUCACGUGUCUCAAGGCAAAGGCGAUCGUGACACUGGACCGCAUGUCUCGAGACGAUUCGUUGCCAGUAACCGGAUCAGUGACCCUGGUCCACGGGGACUCAACUCACCGCCGACAAAGGUCGGAUCAGGGCCCGGUGGUUUCAGAAAAUGAACUCCAGUCAAAACCGGACGACACUCUCAACAACAUGCUGUACGACAAGGCGGUCAGACUUCUGAGUGGUCGAGUCGUCAAAGUCGGUCUGCCCGAAGUUACACCAGACCAGUUGAGAACAGCCCUGGAAGAAGGUCGCGGAAAAAUGAAGAAAACCAUGGGAAUGAUGAUGACGAUGGGUGCCAUGAAGGCGAUGAUGAUCAUACCACUGGCUCUCGGCUUGCUGUUUCUUUUGGCCGGAAAAGCGUUGAUAAUCAGCAAAAUUGCUCUGGUCCUGUCGCUGAUCAUCACGCUCAAGAAGCUCAUGUCCAAGUCUGGAGGCGGUGGAGGUGAACACAUGAUGCACGAGUCCCACUCUUCCGGGUGGCCAUCUGGUGGAAGUUCGGGUGGCCAUGGAGGCGGCUGGGACAAGAGGUCUGCGUCGUCUUCGCUGUCGUCGGAGGCUGCUGCUGCUGCAAGUCAGAUGUUGGCUUACAGAUCAUACAUCAAGCCAUAA
Molecule: messenger RNA, 774 nt
Organism: Macrosiphum euphorbiae (potato aphid)
Lineage: Eukaryota; Metazoa; Arthropoda; Insecta; Hemiptera; Aphididae
Source: the annotation of a GenBank genome assembly